Messenger RNA from Schistosoma margrebowiei, 1164 nucleotides. Lineage: Eukaryota; Metazoa; Platyhelminthes; Trematoda; Strigeidida; Schistosomatidae. The record is from the annotation of a GenBank genome assembly.
AUGUCAACUUUUGUUAGUUUAUGUUCUGCAUCAUCAUCAUCAUCAUAUAAAAAAUUAUAUAAAAAUACAAUAAAUAAUUAUGGAAUCAUUAAUAAUAAUCAAUAUAUCAAUGUGAAAUCAAUUUCUAUAGAAAAAUUAAAAAAUUAUUUUUAUCGAUUAGAUCAAUUACCAUUUAUUGAUGAAAUGUAUCAAAAUGAUAAAUAUCCAAAUAUAUACGCAUCAUUUGAUGAAUUUAGUAUCGAUUGUAUGGAUAAUCAAAAGAAUUUUAUUAAAAAUCAAUCAUCUUCACACAAAACUUCUAGUAAAUUAUGUGGCUGUUUCACAACAAGAUAAUAUUGUCCGAUAUUUAUUUGGAAGAAAGCAUUUAUUAUAACAAAUGCACAUACUACUUACUUGCUUACUUACUUACUUACCUACCUACCUACCUACUUGCUUACUUACUUACUUAUGCCUGUUACUCCUGAUGGAGCAUAGGCAACCGGCCAACAUUUUCCAACUCUCUAAAAAAAAGCGCCAACUAGAAAAAAUAAUUCAAAUGCACAUAUAAAAUCUAUAUAUUGAUUGUUGAAUUACUGGAAUUGGGAUUUCUUUUCUUCGUUUGAACAUGUAAUGCAUAUACAUAAUUAACGUCUCCUGUUAUUAUUAUUGUUAUUAUUAUUAUUAUUAUUAUUAUUAUUGUCGAUAUUAUUGUCAUUGAGGUUAAUCAAUUGAAUAAUUCAUUGUUAUUUGAUUGAUUUAAUAGUUGAAUUCAUGAGUCAACUGAAGCUGGACCACCAUGGAAAACCAUGAAGCAUUAGACGGCCGUUUCGUUCUAGUGUAGGGCUCUUCAGGAAUGCAUAUUCACAAUCCCGUCACGCGAGAUUUGAGACUAACAGGUCCUUGUUUCGAAUCUCGCAAGGCGGUAUCGUGAAUGAGCACUGAUGAAGAGUCCCAUAGUAGGACGAAACGGCUGUCCAGUACUUUGAGGUUUUCCAUGAUUGUCUAGCUUCAACAGAUUCAUGAAAUCAACUAUUAUCUUAAUAUAAUAUCCACAAAAACUCAUUUUUGAUUUAAUUACUUGGUUGAGAAAUGACUGUGAUCAUUUUUAAUGAUGUUUAAAAAAUAAUUAAGAAUUUUUGGAAAGUUUAAAUAAUAAGAUGGUAAAUAAUAGAGAAAAUUUGUAGC